Molecule: messenger RNA, 1019 nt
Organism: Macrosteles quadrilineatus (aster leafhopper)
Lineage: Eukaryota; Metazoa; Arthropoda; Insecta; Hemiptera; Cicadellidae
Product: cytochrome b5 domain-containing protein 1-like
Exons: 1
Coding region: 134-868 (244 amino acids)
Source: RefSeq, a predicted model, not a curated record
AAGUACCGCAAUUAAUUGUCAAUCGUUAAAAAGAUGAUUUUAUUUUAUCCUUUACAAAAAUGUUGUUGUGUGUUUUUCUAAUUUGGACCGUCGCGUUUUGGACUUUGUUUUUUUACAUUACCUUGUUUACGAAAUGUGUGAAAACGACUACUUAACUUUCAAGCUAACUUGCAACCAGAGAAAACCAACCAGCCGGUUCGAUGAACUAAAGUCAAAAUUGAAAAGGAAGACUCUUCCUUUCUUUACCCCUAAAGAAGUCGUCGUGCACAACAGCGAGAAUGAUUGCUGGGUUAGUUUUCUGGGGAUUGUGAGGGAUUUGACACCUCUCGUUCGAGAAUAUCAGGGAACUAGAGAAGUGAUGCCUGUGUUAGCGUUCGCUGGCAAAGACAUUUCCCACUGGUUCGACCCCAGAACAGGAGAAAUUAAGCAUCACAUUCAUCCAGUGACCGGAGUGCGAGUGCCUUACACGCCUCACGGGCCUGUCCCUCAUGUACUUCCCCAGGUACCUUCCUCGGAAUGGAGACCCCUGGACACUCUCCCAUGGUGGUUCGACGUGGACCUGGUCGUGGGGUAUGUAACCCGCGCCGCUCGACCUAUCAGGAUCAACAACACACUCACCGGGGAGGAGGUGACCUUGGAAGUUUGUUCGGAAGACACCCUGGACAGGAUAUUGCAGCGAUACUCUAUGUUCAACUCGUCAGCCACAGGGUACACGUGGAAGUACGAGACGAGAACUCUCAACUCUACAUGGACCUUGGAUGAGAACGGUAUACCAGACAUGAGGCUCAAGUUGAGAGAAUUGAGACUUCCUGAAGACCUGUACGUGCCUUGUUUGAUGCUAUACUUUAACGAUGAUCAUCGCGAUUAAAAUCAUUAAUUCGGACUUAUUUGAAAUGGAUGGUUAAAAAUCUACUUACGUAUUCUUUAAUUUAUUUAAUACUAUUAAAUUCUGAUUGUUAAAGUAUACUGCACUGUUUGUAUGUUUGGGAUGAUAAGAUAAUAAAUAUCGAUGGUGUAAA